AUGGAGCAUGAGGCGCAUGCUGGUCUUGGAGCUACCUGGCCUAGGCUGGAGCAGACGUGCGCCCAAGGGAAAGCAUGGAAGAGCCGAGCCCAAGGCAGAAGGAUGGAGGCGCUGGGCUUCAGAGCAGAGGCAUUGAGCGCUGGGCCUUGUACGCGACACAGGCUUGCACUAGGCAAGCAGACCACAUGCGCUGGGCUAGACCACAUGCGCUGGGCUAGACCACAAGUUCGCAUCUACAAGGUCAAGCUAUUUGACAGUCUUAGUCAAGGACGGUGGGAGGGCGACGUUGGUGACGGCCCACUUGUUCCCAUCACCUAUUGCGAUGUGAACAAUAUCAGCAAGCAAUUGGCGCUUGGGCCUAACAUGCCUAAGGUCCGUCGUGCUUUGAACAUCCCCCGAAAGUUUCGUGAGUGGCACUGGCUGUUGAGUGAGCAUCGGGAGGAAGACAGUGGUCUGCCCCCUACCGAGGAUGUCGAGAGAUGGAAGCAGAAUGGUCCGGACCCUGAUGAUCUAUCCGCUGAACAUGAGGAUGCUCUGUUGAACAAGAGGAGUGCUCUGCUAACCCCCAUAAAAAAGGAAGGCUAA
Messenger RNA from Prunus armeniaca (apricot), 585 nucleotides. The record is from the annotation of a GenBank genome assembly. NCBI's taxonomy places the organism in Eukaryota, Viridiplantae, Streptophyta, Magnoliopsida, Rosales, Rosaceae.